UUCCAGGGGAAAAAAAGGGUGGGGGUUUCGAAAGAUUUGAAGUUGGUGGGAAAAUAAAAGCAAAAAAAAAAAAAACAUGUCGACAGAAGGCGAAACACCUUCAAGAUCAUUGGAAGAAACACCGACAUGGGCCGUCGCGGUUGUUUGUUUUGUUUUGGUUGUCAUUUCGAUAAUCAUCGAACAUAUAAUCCACAUGAUAGGAAAGUGGUUGAAGAAGAAACAUAAACGAGCGCUUUAUGAUGCUCUGGAAAAGGUUAAGUCAGAGCUUAUGUUGCUGGGAUUUAUAUCGUUGCUCCUAACAGUAGGAUCAGGAACGAUAACAGGCAUAUGCAUAUCGGAGCGACUUGGAUCCACUUGGAAUCCAUGCCCUAAGAAUCAAGAAGAAAACUUGGAUGAGCCGGCUGAAGAUUCAUCGGAGAACGAACAUCGACGGAGACUUCUUAUGAUGUCUGAUUCCGGUCGAGUUUUCCGGCGGUCAUUGGCCGGAAGCUCAGAGGACAAAUGCGCUGAUCAGGGUAAAGUGCCGUUUAUUUCAUACGAUGCUAUUGACCAACUCCAUUACUUCAUCUUCGUGCUAGCCGUCGUCCACGUGAUUUACUGUGUUCUUACACUCGGAUUGGGCAGAGCUAAGAUGAGUAGGUGGAAGAGAUGGGAAAAGGAAACUCAAACUAUCGAAUACCAGUACACACAUGAUCCGGAACGAUUCAGAUUUGCAAGGGAAACAUCAUUUGGAAGGAGGCACAUGAGCUCUUGGACCAAAAUACCUAUUCUAAUGUGGAUUGUUUGUUUCUUUAGACAAUUCUUUCGGUCAGUUCUUAAAGUUGAUUAUUUAACCCUUCGACAUGGAUUCAUCAUGGCACACCUGCCUCCCCAAAGCCAAAACAAUUUUAAUUUUCAGAAAUACAUAAAGAGAUCAUUGGAAGAAGAUUUCAGUGUUGUUGUUGGCAUCAGUCCUCUGAUAUGGUUUUGUGCUGUACUCUUCCUACUCUUCAACCCCCACGGAUGGUACUCUUAUCUGUGGCUGCCAUUCAUCCCCUUGAUUGUGAUCCUGUUAGUGGGGACGAAGCUGCAGGUGAUAAUAACUAAAAUGGCUCUACGGAUUCAGGAGAGAGGAGAAGUGGUUCGAGGAGUGCCGGUCGUUGAACCGGGCGACGAUCUUUUCUGGUUCAACCGGCCCAAACUCCUCCUCCUUCUCAUCAACUUCGUUCUCUUUCAGAAUGCCUUUCAGCUCGCAUUCUUUGCAUAUACUUGGUAUGAAUUCGGGAUAAGUUCUUGCUUUCACGAUGACGUGGCAGAUCUAGUAAUCUCCAUUGCAAUGGGGGUUGUCGUUCAAAUUCUUUGCAGUUACGUCACCCUUCCCCUUUACGCCCUCGUUACCCAGAUGGGUUCACAUAUGAAACCAACCAUAUUUAACGAAAGAGUAGCCACGGCCCUAAAGAAUUGGCACCAAACGGCUAGGAAACACGUCAAGAGCAACAAGGGUUCAGUCACGGCCACCCCUUUUUCUAGCAUACCCAACACCCCAUCUCACCACGCAUCCCCGGCUCACCUCUUGAGGCAAUAUCGGAACGAAACGGACAGCAUCAAUGCUUCCCCAGGGAGAUUGAGUUUUGAUAUCGAGCAAUCGGAGACGGAUUCUCCGUCCGUCUCGUACCACAAUUAUGCCGAUGGUUCAUCGUCCCAUAAUCCUAACAUGGACCAAGUUCAAGGAGGUGACGACAGAGAUGUAAAAGAGCCGAGUUUUAGUGAAGAUCGCGAUUCCGUACACCAUACGAUCAACAUCGUGCCCAAAGAAUUUUCGUUUGAAAGAAGAACGAGUAUGUGA
This is a messenger RNA of Hibiscus syriacus, 1825 nucleotides long. Its product is annotated as MLO-like protein 6. The record is from RefSeq and is a predicted model, not a curated record. Gene Ontology annotation, biological process: defense response. The transcript is spliced from 15 exons. The coding region runs from base 77 to 1825 and encodes 582 amino acids. Gene Ontology annotation, cellular component: membrane. NCBI's taxonomy places the organism in Eukaryota, Viridiplantae, Streptophyta, Magnoliopsida, Malvales, Malvaceae.